Messenger RNA from Harpegnathos saltator (Jerdon's jumping ant), 8858 nucleotides. It is a transcript of the gene FASN1, whose product is annotated as Fatty acid synthase 1. The transcript is spliced from 10 exons. The record is from RefSeq and is a predicted model, not a curated record. Bases 591 to 7805 code for a protein of 2404 amino acids. Gene Ontology annotation, biological process: fatty acid biosynthetic process. Lineage: Eukaryota; Metazoa; Arthropoda; Insecta; Hymenoptera; Formicidae. Gene Ontology annotation, molecular function: fatty acid synthase activity; oxidoreductase activity; 3-oxoacyl-[acyl-carrier-protein] synthase activity.
GCGCGCGCGCGCGCGCACCUGACAGCGCGGCACGCAUGCGCUCGCCAAAUCCGCCUUCCCAUUGGCCGCCACCACAUGGUCUGAUGUCAGACCACGGAACCCAUCCAAUUCAAUAAUAAGGAGAUGCCCAAGAGCCGGGUUAGACGGCAGCCAGUCCUCCAUUUAGUCGCCGAUGUCGAACGGUUGCCUUCGCAACAAGAUAGACUUGCUCGCACCGUGAGUCAAGCGAGUGCAUUUAUUCCACGCGACUUCACGAUAACAUUGAUACGCGUAGCUCAGCGAGGAAGCAGCGCAGUCAGUCAAUCAGUCAUCAGUCAUCAGUCAGCCAGCCAGCCAGCCAGCCAGCCAGCCAGCCAGCCAGCCAGCUAGCCAGCUAGCCAGCCAGCUAGCCAGUCGCCGCGGUCACAUUCAAAAGAUCGACGCGAUCGCGCCACCGCGACACGGACGAUCUUUUCCUCCUCUGCCCCUGCGACGACGUUUCUCGCUUCGCUUUCCGUCGGGAUUAUAUUUGCACACGAAGCUAAUUCAGGUGAAGACUCCAAGGACGUGAGGAAGGACUCGAAGGGCCAGAUUCAAGCUACUCAGCAAAGAUGCCCGCCCAGUUCGAAAGUGUUAACAGUCCCGUGACGCGGGAACCCAUGGUAACUAAUGGAGUGCCGUAUUCCCUCGACAGUGACAUCGUCAUCACAGGCAUUUCAGGUCGUUUGCCUGAGUCGGAAGAUAUCGAGGCGUUCAAGCAAAACCUGAUGGAGGGUGUGGACAUGAUCACGGACGAUAAUCGCCGUUGGCCGGGCGGCAUCUUUGGGUUACCACACAGAACCGCCAAGAUCAAAGAUCUCAGCAGCUUCGACGCCUCCUUCUUCGGGGUGCACCCGAAGCAGGCGAACGUAAUGGACCCGCAACUUCGCAUUCUAUUAGAAAGCACGUUCGAGGCAAUAGUUGACGCUGGCGUCAACCCAUUCACCGUGAGAGGAACACGCACCGGAGUGUUCGUCGGUGUCUCCUCCGCGGAAUCGGACGACUUUUGGACGAAAGAUGCGGAGAGUGUAAACGGAUACGGAUUGACCGGGUGUUGCAGAGGUAUGCUCGCCAACAGAAUCUCCUUCACGUUCGACUUCACCGGGCCGAGUUACGCCAUGGACACGGCGUGUUCGUCGUCCAUGUACGCGUUGUCUCAGGCGGUCGCAGCGAUGCGCAGCGGCGACUGCGACGCUGCGAUCGUCGGCGGGGUAAAUCUCCUGCUGAAACCCACGAAUUCGUUGCAAUUUCAUCGGCUGAACAUGCUGUCCCAAGACGGCAAGUGCAAGGCAUUCGACGCCGCCGUCAACGGUUACGCGAGGGCCGAGGCAGUGGUGGCGUUAUACCUGCAGAAAGCAAAGGAUGCACGUAGGGCCUAUGCCACGGUGGUUCAUGCGAAGGUAAACACAGACGGCAACAAGCCCGAGGGUAUCACAUACCCGAGCGGACGUAUGCAGAACCAGUUGAUGCGCGAGGUGUACUGCGAGGCGGGCAUUAAUCCCGCGGACGUGGUUUACGUGGAAGCGCAUGGGACCGGCACGAAGGUGGGCGACCCGGAGGAAAUCAACUCCAUCGAUCAGCUAUUUUGCAAAGACAGAAAGACACCUUUGCUGCUCGGCUCGGUCAAGUCCAACAUGGGACAUUCGGAACCGGCGAGCGGUUUGUGCGCGAUCGCCAAAGUGUUGAUCGCGAUGGAAAGCGGCGUGAUCCCCCCGAAUUUGCACUUCAACGUUCCGAAUCCAGACAUACCCGCUUUGAUCGAGGGACGUAUUCGAGUGGUCGACAAGACCACACCGUGGAAUGGCGGACUCGUGGCAGUUAACUCAUUCGGCUUCGGUGGCGCAAACGCGCACAUUAUUUUGCGUAGCAACCCGAAACCGAAGCUAUCGCCGAUGCUGAACACCAGCGAGCCCGUGUUGAAACUGGUCGCAGUGUCAGGUCGCACAGAGGAGGCGGUGCACGCCAUGUUGAACGAGGUCUGGGAGCAUCAGAACGACGACGAGUUCCAUGCGCUGCUACACGCCGUGCACAAGAACGACAUAUCAGGUCACAGGUUCCGUGCUUACGAGAUCUUCGGUGUCCACAGUUCGCGCGAGGUCGCCGAGGUAGCGAUGCAGGACGAGCGACGUCCUAUCUGGUUCGUGUUUAGCGGCAUGGGCACACAGUGGCCGGGUAUGGGCCGCGCGCUGCUCAGCAUCGAGACCUUCCAACGUAGCCUGCGACGGAGCGCGGACGCGUUGAAGCCCUACGGCAUCGAUCUCAUGAACAUCAUCAUCAACGGCACCGACGAGAACGUGGUAGAAACUUUCGUGUCACUUGCAGCUAUCCAAGUCGCUCUCGUCGACGUGUUGACGCUGAUAGGCGUCCAACCGGACGGCAUCGUCGGACACUCCGUCGGAGAAUUGGGCUGUGCAUACGCCGACGGUACGUUCACGCCGGAGCAAACUGUCCUGGCCGCUUACUGCAGAGGUAAGGCGAUCCUGGACACCAAGCUGAAACCAGGAGCUAUGGCGGCGGUCGGUCUGAGUUGGCAAGAGGUGAAGGAGAUGUGUCCGCCCGACAUCAUCCCAGCCUGCCACAAUGCCGCGGACUCGGUCACCAUUUCUGGCCCGGUCGAGUCUAUGCGAGCGUUCGUGGAGCAAAUGAAGAGCAAGAACAUCUUCGUCAAAAUGGUCAACAGCUCCGGCAUCGCCUUUCACAGUAAAUACAUCGCGUUAGCGGGGCCGAAGCUGCGCGCUUCGCUCGACGAGAUCAUAGCGAGUCCGAAACGCAGGUCGGCCAAGUGGAUCUCCAGUUCGAUACCCGAAUCCGCAUGGGGCAGCCCGCUCGCGCAAUUCAAUUCAUCCGCGUACCACGUGAACAAUCUGCUGUCGCCGGUUCUCUUCCAAGAGGCGAUCGCGCACAUCCCGGUGAACGCGAUCACGAUCGAGGUCGCGCCGCAUUGCCUGCUGCAGGCGAUUCUGCGCAGGUCGCUGCCGCCAACGGUCACCAACCUUAGUCUGCACAAACGCGAUCAUCCCAACAACUUGGCCUUCCUUUUGUCCAACGUGGGUAAGCUGUACAUGACCGGCGCGCAGCCGGACAUUGCCAAGCUGUAUCCGCCGGUGAGCUUCCCCGUUGGCCGUGGAACGCCAAUGAUCAAUUCGCUGAUCAAGUGGGAUCACUCCAUCGAAUGGGAAGUUGCGUCUUUCAAGAAUAUGGCAAGUCAGUCGGGAGAGACCAUUAUACAGGUGAAUCUGUCGAACGAAACGGACGAGUAUAUAGCGGGUCAUCAAAUAGACGGCCGAAUCCUCUUCCCAGCUACCGGCUAUAUGUUGCUCGUGUGGAAAACAUUCGCAAAACUGCGCGGAGCCGACUUCGAGCAACUGCCGGUGGUCUUUGAGAACGUACACUUCCAGCGCGCCACCAUCAUACCGAAGGGGGGCCUGGUUAAAUUCGCGAUCAACAUCUUCGAGGGUACGGGUAAUUUUGAGAUCUGCGAGAGUGGCACGGUCGCCGUUAGCGGAAGCAUUCGCAUGUCCAGUAACAUCAAGGAGGACCAGCUGACGUUACCACCGCCGUCCGAGACUAUCGACGAGGGAGUCCUGCCUCUCAAUACCAAUGAUAUCUACAAGAAGUUGAGGCUGUGCGGUUACGAGUAUCGCGGUAUCUUUCAGGGGAUCAAGAGUGGUAACGGCUACGGGACUAUCGGCGAGCUUUCCUGGGUUAACAAUUGGGUCUCCUACAUGGACUCUAUGCUCCAGUUCAACAUAUUGAUUUCCAAGCACCAAUUGUUGUAUCUGCCGUCACGCCUCCAAUACGGUGCGAUCGAUCCCACUGUUCAUCGACAAUUGCUCGAUGCAUCAUCGAAGGACGCCAGCUUGCCGGUGUAUAAUUACAAGGAUCUCAAGAUUAUUAAGUCAGGUGGCAUCGAGUUCAGAGGCUUGAAAACGUCUUUGGCACCGCGUCGCCAGCAGACCCAGGUCAGUCCUACACUCGAACGAUAUACGUUCCUGUCAUACGAAAAUCCGUCCAGGUUUGCCAAGGAGGACUCUUGGGACAAGAUGCACACGUUCAACGUGCUGCUACAAAUCGUUCGCGAGAAUAUGAUAUCGUCCAAGAUAAAGGUGGUGGAGGUCAUGGGCGAGCGAACUCCGAAAGAUUUGUUGGCACCUCUUCUGCUCGAGUGCCUCAAUAGUACAUCUUUAAUUAGUGCUGUCGAGUUUCAAGUAGCUGUCGUCUCACCGGAUAAUCAUGCAGCGAGUCUUAGCAAAAUGAAGCUGCAAGUUGUAGUGCGAGAUGUGAAAAAUGUACCACCUGCUCAAGAUGUUAAUCUCGUUGUGGCGGCGAACGUAUUGUCCGAUCAAUCAUGUAACGUCCUGAAGAAUCUAACGGCUGCUUUGAAACCCGACGGUUUCGUUCUUCUGGAGGAGACCGAAACUCAACUCGCUCAAGUUGACCUGAGAGCCAUGCUCAAGAAGGCAGAUCUGGUGUUGGUUAGCAAGCAAAUCAACUCUGCAGAAAAUAUCUACUUAUUGCUGAAGAAGCGAUCGCAAAAGAAGGGAGAACCGAUCGUCGUGUACAUCACGGAGAAAAAUCUCUCCUGGCUGAAGGAACUGAAAGCAGCACUGCAGAAAUCCAAUGACGAGCAGCAACAAGUGCUCUUGGUGUCCCAAGGCGAAGAGUUGCUUGGUCUAGUUGGGCUUAUGACAUGCAUCCGACAAGAGACUGGUGGUGGAAACGCGCGCUACAUGUUUAUCUGCGACAAAAACGUUCCCAAGUUCGAUCUGAACGUAGAGUUGUACGCCAAUCAACUGGACAAAGGACUGGUGGCGAACGUGCUGUACAGAGGAGUGUGGGGCAGCUAUCGGUUCCUGCAAUUGCCUCAACAGAACAACAUACCAUGCGUACAAAGCAAGAACGCCUACGUGAACACGCUGGUCAGGGGUGACUUGAGCAGCUUAAGAUGGGUCGAGAGUCCGUUGAAAUACCGUCAAUCCGACAAACUUCUCUGCGAGGUGUAUUACGCGCCAUUGAACUUCAGAGAUAUCAUGCUAGCUACUGGAAAGCUACCGCCGGACGCCUUGCCGAGAAAGAUGGCCACGGAGGAUUGUAUAUUAGGACUGGAAUUCUCCGGAAGACUCGAGGAUGGCCGUAGAGUGAUGGGAAUGGUCGAGGCUCGUAGUUUGGCGACUACUCUCUUAGUUGAUCCCGGUUUCCUCUGGGAGGUACCCGAUAAGUGGACGCUGGAACAAGCGGCAACGAUACCGGUCGUUUACUCGACCAGCUACUACGCUCUGUUUGUACGGGGUCAGCUGAAAGCAGGCGAGAGCGUAUUGAUUCACGCCGGAACUGGCGGCGUCGGCCAUGCGGCGAUCACCAUCGCCUUGCACGCCGGUUGCACUGUUUUCACCACUGCCGGCACACCGCAAAAAAGGAAGUACCUCUUGAACACCUUCCCGCAACUGAACGACAAGCACAUCGGUAAUUCCCGCGACACCAGCUUCGAGCAGAUGAUUCUCACGGAGACACAGGGACGUGGAGUGGAUGUAAUAUUGAAUUCGUUGGCGGAGGAGAAACUGCAGGCCAGCAUACGGUGUCUCGCGCAAAACGGUCGCUUCCUGGAAAUCGGCAAAUAUGAUAUGUCCAAUGACAACUGCGUCGGAAUGUCCAUGUUCCUGAAAAACACGUCCUUCCAUGGUAUAUUGCUGGAAAUGCUGUUCGACGAAUACGCGGAGAAGCAGGUGAUGCAAUUGGUCACGGAAGGGAUCGCGAACGGCGCGGUGCAGCCACUACCCACGAUCGUGUUCUCGGAGCAGCAGCUCGAGGACGGAUUCAGAUACAUGGCGGCGGGCAAGCACAUCGGCAAGGUAGUGCUGAAGAUUCGUAACGAGGAGCCGAAGAAGUGUGUGCGGCCGGUACCGAUACUCGUCCCUGCCGUGCCGCGUACUUAUAUGGAUCCGAGGAAGUCGUACGUGAUAGUCGGUGGCCUUGGCGGCUUCGGUCUGGAAUUGACGAACUGGUUGAUCGCACGUGGCGCCAAGUACAUCGUUCUCGUGUCACGUUCGGGCAUACGCACCGGCUACCAGGCGUUCUGUGUGCGACAAUGGCGCGAGAACGACAUCACGGUCUUCAUUUCUACGGCGGACGCUACGACGCUAGCGGGUGCUGAGCGCCUGUUCGCCGAGAGCAACAAGCUCGCACCGGUGGGCGGCGUAUUCAACUUGGCGGUCGUGUUGCGUGACGCCUUGAUCGAGAAUUUGGAGGAGGACGAUUUUAAGACGGUGAUGUUGCCGAAGAUUGACGUCACGAGACACCUGGACAUCGUGUCAAGGAAGGCUCACGUGCCGUUGGAUUAUUUCGUCGUGUUCUCCUCCAUUUCUUGCGGCUGCGGCAACAUAGGUCAGACCAAUUACGGUUUCGCGAACUCGGCUAUGGAGAGGAUAAUAGAGGACAGACAUCGGAACGGCUUGAAAGGCCUUGCGAUUCAGUGGGGUGCGAUCGGAGACGUCGGCAUAAUUACCGAAUUAAUGGGUGACAACGACAUCAUGAUAGACGGCAUUCUGCCGCAACUUCUGUCAAGCUGCCUCAAGACCAUAGACAGCUUCCUAUCCAUGGAGCAACAAUACCCGGUGCUAUCUUCCAUGGUGAUAGCUGAGAAGCACAAAUCCGAUGACGGUAACAAAAUCGGCCUCGUGGAAUUGAUUGCCAAUAUCCUGGGCAUUAAAGACGUGAACUUGCUAAAUCCUAACAACAGCCUGGCCGACGUGGGCAUGGACUCGCUGAUGGGCACGGAGAUCAAGCAGAUUCUCGAGAGAAAUUACGACAUCAUACUGUCGCCGCAGGAUAUUCGCACGCUGACGAUCACCAAAUUGCGAGAGAUGUCAUCGGUUAAUAACAAGACUGUUGUUAACGAAUCUUCUGUCGUCGCGAAUGAGGACUCGAACGAGUCUUACAAUAAUUCCGUCGACAUGCUGCUGAUGCAGUGGCCGAGCGAUGACCUGCUGCCGAAGGAGGCUCUGGUGCGCCUGAAGACGAAGGGCUCGAAAGGACCGGCAUUGUUCGUCGUUCACGCGAUCGAGGGCCUCACGAAUUCGCUCGAGCAAAUAGCCAGUCACAUGGAAAGUCCGCUGUGGGGUCUGCAGAGUAUCGAGGUGGCUCCCCACAACACCGUAUCGGAGUUGGCCAAAUUUUACUUGAAUGUCAUUAGAAAAGUCCAGGAUAAGGGGCCGUACAACCUGGCCGGUUACUCGUUCGGCGCGUGUAUCGCUUUCGAGAUGGCCAUACAAUUGGAGUCUGCUGGCCAGAAGGUGGCUUUGACGCUGAUUGACGGCUCACCACUAUACGUGAAACAGCAGGUGGAGAUGAUCGGUAAGAUAGACAUGAACGAGGACUUUACUUCGGACAGUUGUAUGAAGGCGUUGGCGUACUUCACCAUACAAUUGAACAGGGAUGUUACUUUCGGUCAGGCAUACAAAAUUCUGAAGACGACAAAGACGGACGUGGAGAUGUUCGACAAAAUGGUGGAAAUUAUCGGUAACAAACGAUUCUCGAGCGAUGAUCUAAAAAUUGCCGGAUAUCACUUGUUCAAGAAACUGGCGGCCGGCGCGAUCUACGUUCCCACCAAGAAGUUCAAUGGACCAAUCACAUUGAUCAAAGCGACGGAUAACUUUAUACCUCUGGAGAAGGAUUACGGACUGUCCAAAACAUGCAUGCAGCCGGUACGGAUAGAAGAGAUAAUCGGUAAUCACAGGACGAUACUAAUAGGAGAAAGUGCAAAAAAGAUUGCGAGUAUCCUGCAAGCGUAGUUUAAAAAACAUACCGUUGUUCCAGAGCUUGCGCGAAGUUUAAGAAUUACGCUCGAUGAUGUUCCAUGUGUGCGGUAUCGAAGUAGAAUUUAGCGAUCGACUUCUUACUUAUGUAUAAGGACAUUUUCUCUGUAUAUGCCUUUCGUAAUUUUAUUUCAAUGUUGCGAUGUUAUCGGAGGGCCUCCUGUUUUUUUUCUUUUUUUUUUUUGCGAGCAAAAAUAGAUCGUAUAAAAUGGGGAAUACGCAAAUAAAGCGGGACGAGAGGUGUAGCUUUUCAUGAUAGUAUUUCUACGUUACCAAUUAAUACGAGUUAUAUAUAAUCUAAUAUGUUAUCGUAGUAUUUAAGUUUACGGGUACGUCUUUAAGUUUAUUUGAAGAAUUUGUUUUUAAGACUAUAUUAUUAAGCGAUUAUUUCAAACGAAGGAUUUUCGUUGAGUCUAAGUUUAACCUGUAUCUAUUUAUUUAAAUUAUUCUGAUAACCGAGAGACCUAUCGCGCGUUAUUUCUUUUUUCAAAUAGUGAUCAAUCGGUACUUUAGUUUUUUUUUACGCAAAUUAGUAUUGUUCUUUCUAGCCGCUAUGUAACAAGAAAAAGCCCUCCUCUCCCUGUUGCUUUUCAUCGCACGAUGAAAUUGUAAAUAACAAUGACAAAAUAUACCAAAGCGCAAAUAUAUCGACGCAAUUAUUAAUCAGUGAUAAACUGUCGCUCUCUCAUUGUUCCUAAAUAUUGUUAUUAAAGCGUUAUCGUGUCAUGAAAUUAGUCCAACGGUGUAUAAUAAUCUCAUAUAUUGCACAUUCCGUUAAUAGUUACAGAUUCUCGGUACAAUGACAAGAGAAAGGGGCUAGGUCUGCGAACAUUUCAGCAAGAAUGUUGUAUUUUCGACAAACUUGGAGAAAAAGACGUUAAACACGCUAUGUGUAUUAUCUGCUAACAUCGUAUCCGCUUACGUAUCGUAUUAUUACGUAAAAGAAAAUAAUCGUUAUAGAAAUAUGCGAAACAGCACCUUGUAUAGUUGAUGUAAUGUUCAUUCCAAUAUACUUGCAUUUUAAUUCAA